AUGAGGGAGACGGGCGCGAGCGAUGAGGGGCAGGAGUGCAGGGCUGUAGCCGGUGAUGGCAAAGCUUCUGCUGCCCGCCGCCGCCGCCGUCUCGAGCUCCGGCGGCUCAGGCGGACGGCGUCGGAGGAGGAGGAUGCGGCGGCGAAGAGAAUCCGGUCGGUGAAGGACGGCUCGGAGUCAGACUCGUCGGCGGAGGCUGCUCCACGGAGCUGGCCGGCGGCGUGCCUGUCGCACGGCGCGGUGUCGGUGAUCGGCCGGCGGAGGGAGAUGGAGGACGCGGUGGCCAUCGAGCGGACGUUUAUGGCUUCCACGGGGGACGCGGGCGCUGUCAGAGCUGGCGGCGGCGGCGGAGGCGACGAGGAGGACUUCUUCGCGGUGUACGACGGCCACGGCGGGUCGCGGGUGGCGGAGGCGUGCAGGAAGCGGAUGCACGUGGUGCUCGCCGAGGAGGUGAGCCUGCGGCGGCUGCAUGGGGACGCGCCGGGUGACGUGCGCUGGAAGGAGGCGAUGGUGGCGAGCUUCGCCAGGGUGGACGGCGAGGUCGUCGGGAGCGCCGCCACCGCCUCCCGCGUCGACGACACCGAGCCGUCGGUGUUCAGGACGGUCGGCUCGACCGCCGUGGUCGCCGUCGUGGGGCACCGACGCAUCGUCGUGGCUAACUGCGGCGACUCGCGCGCCGUGCUCUCCCGCGGCGGCGUUGCACUGCCACUCUCCACUGACCACAAGCCAGAUCGGCCAGACGAGUUGGAAAGAGUGGAAGCAGCUGGAGGCAGAGUCAUCAACUGGAAUGGCUACCGUGUUCUUGGAGUUUUAGCCACUUCAAGAUCCAUAGGCGACUACUACCUGAAGCCGUUCGUGAGUGCGGAGCCGGAGGUGAGGGUGGUAGAGAGGACGAGCAAGGACGAGUUCCUGAUCCUGGCAAGCGACGGGCUGUGGGACGUGGUGUCCAACGAGGUGGCGUGCAAGAUCGCCCGGAGCUGCCUCAACGGCCGCGCGGCGGCCAUGUUCCCGGACUCCGUCUCCGGCAGCUCGGCGGCCGACGCGGCGGCGCUGCUCGCCGAGCUCGCCGUCUCGCGCGGCAGCAAGGACAACAUCAGCGUCGUCGUCGUCGAGCUGAGGCGGCUCAAGACCAGGGCCGCCUGACUCCGACAUCAUCAUCCGACGCACUUCCCUACUAAUUAAUUAUGCUGCUUGCUAGUUCUGUACAUUACGUCGUCGAUAAUGAUACUAGUAUUAAUUUGGGCAUGGCGUGGCGUGGCGAGACGCCGGGAUUAAAAAGGUCCCAGCGAUGAGGGCUUUUGGAUUGAAGAGAAGAUUCUGUGGCUUUGGAUAGAUCUAGCUGUCGGAUGUGUCGGAUGAGUGCUGUUAGUUUUUCAGGUAAUUCCAUCGUAAUGCAUCAUCUGCAUGUUUUA
Messenger RNA from Oryza brachyantha (malo sina), 1412 nucleotides. Its product is annotated as protein phosphatase 2C 51-like. Bases 1 to 1143 code for a protein of 380 amino acids. The record is from RefSeq and is a predicted model, not a curated record. Gene Ontology annotation, cellular component: nucleus; cytosol. Gene Ontology annotation, molecular function: protein serine/threonine phosphatase activity; cation binding. Gene Ontology annotation, biological process: protein dephosphorylation. The transcript has 3 exons. Lineage: Eukaryota; Viridiplantae; Streptophyta; Magnoliopsida; Poales; Poaceae.